Ipomoea nil (Japanese morning glory) is the source of this 1755-nucleotide messenger RNA. RefSeq names its product zinc finger BED domain-containing protein RICESLEEPER 2-like. The transcript is spliced from 2 exons. Bases 1 to 1755 code for a protein of 584 amino acids. Gene Ontology annotation, molecular function: DNA binding. The record is from RefSeq and is a predicted model, not a curated record. NCBI's taxonomy places the organism in Eukaryota, Viridiplantae, Streptophyta, Magnoliopsida, Solanales, Convolvulaceae.
AUGGAAAGUGUUAGUGGUGUUACUGGUGUAUCUGGAACCCAACCUGAGUUGGAAGCACCUGCUGUAGAGACUGUUACUCCUCAGUCUCAGCAGCCUUUGCCUCCACCUGUUCCAAAGAAAAGGAAAGAGGUUGAAUCCAAGGCUCCAUGUUGGGAUCACUUUGAAAAGAUCAAAGACAGUGAGGGCAUUGUCAUCAAAGGAAAAUGUAUAUACUGUGCAAAAGUGUAUUGCUGUGAGACCAAGAAACAUGGGACUUCUUCUCUCAGACUUCAUGUGGUAAACUGCCUUAAAAAUCCUCACUCUAAGGAGACAAGGCAGUCCCUACUCACAUUCCAACCUGCACCUUCUUCUGCUGGAACUCAAAGUAGUGAAGGAACUGAAGGGGUGUUGGGUACUUGGGUGUUUGAUCAAGACUUGAUAAGGAGAGCCUUAGCUGAGAUGAUUAUUUUAGAUGAACUUCCUUUUAGGAUUGUUGAGGGACAGGGUUUUAGAAAGUUUGUUUUAGUUUGCUGUCCUAGAUUUAAAAUCCCUUCAAGAUGGACUAUCAGUAGGGACAUUUUCAAGAUAUUUUCUGAUGAGAGGGUCAACUUGAAGAAGUUUUUUAGGACUAGCAGUCAGAGGGUAAGUAUCACAACUGAUACUUGGACCUCAGUCCAGAGGAUAAACUACAUGUGCAUAACUGCACAUUUCAUUGAUAGUGAGUGGAAGCUGCAAAAGAAGAUUAUUUCAUUUGUUCCUAUAUAUUCCCACAAGGGGGAAAGUAUUGCAAAGGCUUUAGAGAGUUGCCUUUUGGACUGGGGUCUAAAAUCAGUGUUUAGUGUGACAGUAGAUAAUGCUUCCAGCAAUGAUACUGCCCUAGGAUUCUUGAAGAAGAAGUUGGGCUCUUGGGGUUGUACUGCUAUUAGGUGUAAGUAUUUGCACAUGAGUUCUGUUAAGAAAGUCAGGGAUGCUGUUAGGUAUGUGAGGAGCUCACCUGCUAGGUUGCAGAAGUUUAAAUCACUAGCUGGUCUAAUUGGGGUGGAAGCUAAGAAUUCUCUGUGUCUAGAUGUCCCUACAAGGUGGAAUUCCACAUAUAUGAUGCUUAAUACUGCAUUACUGUUUCAGAAGGUAUUUGAAGCCUAUGAUGAUCAUGACAGUUCAUUUAAAUCUGAUUUGGGUGGAAGUGUACCUGAUUUCUUAGAUUGGGAAUCCAUUCAAUCUUUGGUUAUGAUUCUGAAAUCUUUUUAUGAAAUGACUGUUAGGAUUUCUGGAUCAUUGUAUCUGACUUCUAAUACCUUCUUCUCUGAGAUUUCUGAUUUGUCUUGCUUGUUGAAAAAUAUGGAGGAAGCUACAGAAGAUAGUGUUAAACUGAUGGGUAAAAACAUGAGGGCAAAAUUUGAUAAGUAUUGGGGUGAGCCUGAAAAAAUGAAUUUUUUGAUAUUCUAUGCAAAUAUCUUAGACCCCAGGGACAAAAUUGAGUAUAUGCACAUUCAGUUUAACCAGUUAUAUGGUGAGGAGAAGGGUAAAACAAUGUUUGAUAAGGUGAUUGUUGGCCUUAAGGAGUUGUUUGAAGAUUAUGUUGCAUGCUUCCCUGUCCAGUCUGUUGAACAAUCUGAAAAAUUUUCUCCCUCAAUAACAAUAUCUGAUUCUGUUUCUGUUGGGAGACCUCAAUCAUUACUGAAAUCUCAGAUUAAGAAGCAAAAAUUGGUGAGUGGGGAUUUGUCUAGGAAAAAAACUGAGUUGGAAGUGUAUCUCUCUAAGGUUAUUGUGGAUUAG